CUCAAGCUGCCACUCUAUUCUAGUCGCAGGACAUCGGGCGGUCGUCAUCGACUCGUCGACGAGAUCCACGAGUGUCAAGACCAUCACCGUAUCAUCCCAUACCUCUGCCAUUAUCAUCGAUGUUCUCGUUGCGUCUAUUCAAGGCCGAUCAUCCCAACGGCACCCUCGCUGAAGAUCUGGUCAGAGAACUGGCCAGGAAACCUCACCCCCGCUACUUAGAAUGUACACCUGAACUCUUUGCCCAACCGACGCCGUACCAACCUCACCUUGAUGGGCGGGUCAAGUUCGCAACCAUCCUCGACGGGGAAUGGGGAGUAGGUGGCGCAGAGGCUCGUGCUGCAAACACAAAACAGAAAGCGGUCGAUGAAGGCCAUCACAAUGUUGCCUAUACAACAUGGCCUCCGGUACUGUCGUUCCAGACCGACCAACGCCCAGUAGAUGUGCCACAUCCACACAAUUUAGCCGUGGGUCGAGUGAAACCUUCGUGCGUGACAGGGUUGGCAACUGCUCAACCACCGAUUGGACACGAGCGCGCUCAGCUGAUACAGCAGCGGCUUAACUAUCGCAAGCACUUUUUCCGUGAAUUCGAAAGACUAGUCACGGCGCGCAUGCUUGCGCAGGAAGAGGGAGAUGAGGGUUUGCUCCUCCGUGAGAUCAUGGAUCUGACGCUUGCUGUCGCCAUGGAGGAUGUCAGUCUGGAGAGGACGACCGAGCCAGAGAGGGCCUUAACACCAUGGGAGCAAUGGGAACCACAGGCAACCUCUACCCCGCAUCCAAGUCCUGCGUCUUCGACUACGUUGCUAAGUCCUAUGGAGGCUUGCGGUGCACUUGCGACGUCGACGGUUCAUCACGAGUACCUGCGCAGCUCGGGGAAGAGUGAGACAGCAUGAUCGAAGGUACGUACAUCAGCCGCCCACAUACGAAUCUGGAAGUUAAUGACGACUUGCGUAUUGUCAGAUGUAGAGAUGAAAACGGGUGCACACGUACGAUAAUGCAAACUGGGGUGGGGUUAUAUCUCAUUGUAAAUCUCGUUGUUUCUUGUAUGAAUCGAAC
Rhodofomes roseus is the source of this 1053-nucleotide messenger RNA. RefSeq lists its product as uncharacterized. The transcript has 3 exons. The record is from RefSeq and is a predicted model, not a curated record. Lineage: Eukaryota; Fungi; Basidiomycota; Agaricomycetes; Polyporales; Fomitopsidaceae. Bases 120 to 890 code for a protein of 256 amino acids.